Alligator mississippiensis (American alligator) is the source of this 2171-nucleotide messenger RNA. It is a transcript of the gene ELOVL1, whose product is annotated as ELOVL fatty acid elongase 1. The coding region runs from base 335 to 1198 and encodes 287 amino acids. The record is from RefSeq and is a predicted model, not a curated record. Gene Ontology annotation, biological process: fatty acid elongation, saturated fatty acid; fatty acid elongation, monounsaturated fatty acid; fatty acid elongation, polyunsaturated fatty acid. NCBI's taxonomy places the organism in Eukaryota, Metazoa, Chordata, Crocodylia, Alligatoridae. The transcript is spliced from 9 exons. Gene Ontology annotation, cellular component: endoplasmic reticulum; endoplasmic reticulum membrane. Gene Ontology annotation, molecular function: fatty acid elongase activity.
CGGGGCCUCGCGCUGGGCCCGGCUGCGGCGCCUGGUCCCGGCCCGGCCCGGCCCGGCCCGGCCCCGCCCCGCCCGGCUGGCGCUCCUCCCCGCGGGGCGGGCCCGGCGGCGGCGGCGGCGCCAAUCGGCGGCACUGGGGCCCGGGCGGCGCCUUUUAACGGCGGGCGAGGCCCGGCUCGGCUCGGCUCGGCUCGGCCCAGCGCAGCGGCGGCUGUGGUCCCGGCGGAGAGGGGAGGAGACGAGCGGAGCGGAGCGGAGCGGAGCGGAGCGGUGCGGCCGCCUGAAGCGCCCGAGAGCCGUCCCGGCCCGCAGCCCAGCUUUGCCGCCUGCCGCCAUGGAGGGCCUUGUGAUGGCCUACCACAACUUAAUGAAGAAAGCAGACCCUCGGAUUGCCGAGUACCCGCUGAUGGACUCGCCCUUCCUCAUGAUGGGGAUCCUGCUGGGCUAUGUGUACUUCGUGCUGUCUCUGGGCCCGCGCAUGAUGGCUAGCAGGAAGCCCCUGGACCUCAAGAAGUUCAUGGUGGUGUACAAUUUCUUCCUGGUGGGACUCUCGAUCUACAUCGUCUACGAGUUCUUAAUGGCGGGUUGGCUGACCGGCUACACCUGGAGCUGUGACCCCGUGGACACCUCCCAGAGCCCUCAGGCCCUUCGGAUGGUGCGUGUCGCCUGGCUCUUCGUCUUCUCCAAGUUCAUCGAGCUCACGGACACGGUGAUCUUUGUGGUGCGGAAGAAGAGUGAGCAGGUCACCUUCCUGCAUGUCUUCCACCACUCGGUCCUGCCCUGGAGCUGGUGGUGGGGCGCACGCUUUGGUCCAGGUGGCAUGGGCUCCUUCCAUGCCAUGGUGAACUCCAUGGUGCAUGUUGUUAUGUACUUCUACUACGGGCUCUCGGCUGCCGGCCCUGCCUUCCAGAAGUACCUGUGGUGGAAGAAGCAUAUCACGGCCAUUCAGCUGCUGCAGUUUGUGAUCGUCUCCAUCCACAUCUCGCAGUACUACUUCAUGCCUAGCUGCAACUACCAGUUCCCUAUCUUCGUCCACCUCAUUUGGAUCUAUGGGACCAUCUUCUUCAUCCUCUUCUCCAACUUCUGGUACCAGUCGUACACCAAGGGCAAGCGGCUGCCCAAGAGGGCUGAGCUGGCUCCCUUGCAGAAUGGUGCUACUAGCAGCCUCCAUGCCAAUGGCAAGGUCAAGGCCAACUAGAGGGCAUGGUCCUCCCAGAGCCCAUGAGUGCCCCGGGGCGGAGGCGGCUGGGACCUGUCCCUUGCUCCUGGGCAUCAUUCGCCAAACCAAGUGCCUAUAGACUGUCCCCCACGGCCCUGGGCCUGGGCCCGCCUGCACUCCUGUCUGCCCCCUGCUCGGCAUCGCCCCAGGCCAUGGCCCUCACUGGGAACAGAUGGGCCGUGGUCUCUUCCCCACGGGGUUCCUGCCCCGCUCAUCUCCGAAGAAACCUCCCCAAGUGCCUGUGACUGCCCCUUGCAUCGGGGCCCCUCCCUUCUGUCUAGGACCAAACCCGGGCCCAGCCCUGCGUCUCCCCAGGCCCCCGCAGUCGCCCAUGCUGCCCCCUGCUCACCGCUGCGGCCUGUGGGCAUGAGGAAUGGGGCUGGCAGCUGCCCCUCUUCCCCUGCCCUGCCCUGCUCUACUCCACCGUGGUGCUCUGGAUGGCAGCUGCCAAUGGUACCUUUCCCCUGAGCUCAGGCCAUGCCUGCCCUGUGCAGGGCACUCUGCAGAGGUGCACACUCCCUGCCUGCCCUCUUCCCCCGUCCCAGGCUGUGUUCUGCUGCUGCGGGGACUUCCACUGCUGUGCUGGCCCUGGUGCCCUGCUGGGAUGCGGCCCUGGGUCCUGCUCUAGCUCAGAGCAGAGUAGCUGCGCUCCUGCCUCAACUCCCACGCAGCUGGAGCCGGAGCAAUAAUCCCCAGCAGUGGCUCUGGGCAGUCAGGGCAGGCACUAGCCUAUGGCUCUGCCCCCACGGGGAAGAGCACGGCUGGCUCCCUCUCCAGCCUGGCCCCGGCUCCCUGGUGCUGCCCAUCUCCUCUGUGCCUUGUCCAGCUGGUGCCUGGGGGCAGUGUCUGGGGCCCAGUGCUCGGCCCCAGCUCCUUGUAGCCAAAGGCUGGGGGAGGGGGUACGGCUGCACUGCUCUUGUAUCAUCAGAAAUAAACAGACCAAGUGGCUCCA